GCUGCAAAUAAAAAAUCAAACCAAAUUCACGAGAUUGAGAUUGAACACGGUACAGGGAGAAGUCUGGGAUCGAUCGAUUGCUUUGGUUGGUUGUAGCCAUCCCAUCGGUCAUGGCCGCGGCAGUGCUUCUUCGAUCUGUCGCGCGCAAGAUGUCGCGUGCCGCUGCCUCGACGCAUCAUCGUUGUCUUGUCGCGCGUGGACUCCAUGGCGGCGCUCAGCAAGGGACGGCCGAUGUAUUGGUGUCGUCGGGCAUGGCCGCAGCAACCGGGCUUGGAUCCGCAGCAGGGCGGCUUACGACCAAGAUGGCACACGCACCGCCGCCGCCCCCGUACCAUCGUCUUGUCCACUGCCGUGGAAUUCAUAGCCGCCGCACCUCUCCUGAUCCGAUUCCUUCCACUCCGCGAAAGGUUCCCGCACUCGUUGAGGAUAUAUCUGAUGUGGCUUGCAUUGCGCUGGUUAGUGCCGCGAUUUUCAUGCAUUUUUGGGUCAGGCCACAUUUGGACGAGGUCACAGCCAUGUAUGAGGAUCUCCUUAAGGAAACCCGCUCGCAGCUUGGCAAUAUCAAGAAUAUGGACGCCUCUUCAGCAGGACAUGGUAACAAGACCCAGAAGGGAACAGGGGUUAUUGACAACUUGUUGGGCAAAGAAGAAGAAGCCGUGAAGGAGAUGCAUUCUCAGAAAAAUCAUGUCAAGGAGCUCGAAGCUACCAUCAUGGACUUGAAAGCUGAAAACGCCAAGCUCAAGAUUGCAUUGGAUUCAGCUCGUUCUCAAGGAAAAGUGUAGAUGGGAGGGGUCUUGCAUUAGAAUCGAUUUGGUUGUUUAAGGAACCGUAGUUGCCAAGGGUGUCAAUAAUUUACUAAUAUGUGUAUCGCUAAAAGAUGGUUCACCCUAUCAAGGUUAUAUAUGAUCUUUGCACUGACUACGUAGGUGAUGGUCCAUGCGUUGCAACAGGCAUACAAAUUGUACGCAUGAUCUUUCUUUUAAUGGAGAUUUGUUUAUGUUAGCAUCAGUGGUUUUGGUCCACCGCCCGUACAAGAAUGUUGGUGUUGAGACUUGAGAAGAAUAUAUAGCUUCCUUUGGCCUUUGUGCAAGUGUUUUGCUA
Messenger RNA from Sorghum bicolor (sorghum), 1101 nucleotides. RefSeq lists its product as uncharacterized. Lineage: Eukaryota; Viridiplantae; Streptophyta; Magnoliopsida; Poales; Poaceae. The coding region runs from base 111 to 782 and encodes 223 amino acids. The record is from RefSeq and is a predicted model, not a curated record. The transcript is spliced from 4 exons.